AAGAAAACAGUGAGCGGAGACGGGGACCCAGACGCGGGGUUUGCAAAAAAGAAAAUCGCGAAGACAAGCAGCAGUGCAGUUGUUUAUCGCUCGCACUUCAAACCUCUGUUCAAGGAAAAAUAUCUGCCAAAGACCACAUCCUCAAACGCAGAACGGGCGCGCAAAUCGGAUCAGAAACAGGACGAUGCGCGGCCCGGUGUUGACAGCGGCACACGCGGAAUAUCAAAUACCGGGGCGAGCAGCAGUGCGGGUCGGAAGCAGCUACUGAAUGAGAAAGCAAGCACCGGGCAAAACAAUGCAGGAAGUAGCAAACGGCCUCAGUCCGAUCCGCUGCACGAGGACGACACUCUGGAUGCGCGUGCGCUUUACGGGAUUAAGGUACAGAUCGAGAACUUGGCGCGUUACCACCGGAAGCUCUUUCUGCUUCCGCGAGUCGUCGCGGCAGAAGGUGCAGGUGGACAGGCAGGACCAGCCGCUUCGUCCUUCGACCCUCAGGAAGCGAUGCCCGCUGUAUCCGCCCCUACCCCGGAGGAGCAAGUGUGGCCCGAGUUUGUGGGCACGCCCGUGCGGUGUCCGCAGUCGUUUCGAUCGGGCGUGAUCUGCAAGGUCUUGGUGCGGAAAAUACCAAACGCUACUGGUACAGCUGCGGCGGGGAGCGCGAGUGCUGCAGCUGGCGCGACGUCAUCCUCGUCUCUACUGCCCCCC
Messenger RNA from Amoebophrya sp. A120, 705 nucleotides. NCBI's taxonomy places the organism in Eukaryota, Dinophyceae, Syndiniales, Amoebophryaceae. The record is from the annotation of a GenBank genome assembly.